CUUAAAUUCAAAUUAUUUCCUUUUUUUUUUUUUCAAGAAAAAAAAAAGGGAUUUUAUUUAUUUAUUUUAAGUUACUUUAUUGGCUGAAUUUAGACCUUUAAGUCAUAUCAUAAUUGAGAAUGCCAGUGGAAAAACAUGUUGUGAAUGAAACUUGUCACCGCCAACAUAAGCUAUGCUGACUAAGAAGAUCUUAUCUGGAAAGCAAAAAGAGCUUCAAAUUCUGCCAUUUUUAGUCUGACUUUUAAUGAUAGAAUUGAAAGCAAAUUGUAUAGUUUAUUUUUUCCUCUCUGAUAAAGCUUUUUUAGUGGUGGAUUUUGGAUAUGCUUUUAACCAGAUACGUCCAUAAGAGAGUGUGCCAAAUUUCACAGUGGUUUGGAGAAAGGAGGUUGGUGGAAGAGAAUCAAAAAAUAAUUGAACAUUAAACUCAGCAGAGAGACAGAGAGAGAAGGAAGAAAAAAAAAAAAAAGAAAAAAAAAAAAUAAGAGAGAGAUGUCUCUGCAGGGAAUUGGUGAAGCCAUGGAAGAUGAAAAGGAAGAAAACAUGGCCGCUUGGCUUCUUGGUAUCGAGACCCUCAAAAUUCAACCUUUUGUUCUUCCUCCUCUUGGAAUUGCUAUAAUCUUAAUCAGACAAUGAGAUGUGCAAAUUUCAUAGUGAAAAAGCCAAUGGUAAUAGGACAUGAGUGUGCUGGGGUGAUUGAAGAAGUAGGCAGCGAGGUCAAGUCUCUAAAGGUGGGUGAUCGUGUAGCAUUGGAGCCCGGAAUUAGUUGCCGGCAAUGCAAUCUCUGCAAGGAAGGUCGUUACAAUCUCUGUCCCAAAAUGAAGUUUUUUGGUUCUCCUCCUACUAAUGGUUCUCUUGCCAACAAGGUGGUGCAUCCUGCAUAUCUAUGUUUUAAACUACCAGACAAUGUAAGCUUGGAGGAAGGGGCAAUGUGUGAACCCCUCAGUGUUGGUGUCCAUGCUUGUCGCCGUGCAAAUGUAAGUCCUGACACCAAUGUAUUGAUCAUGGGAGCUGGGCCGAUAGGCCUUAUUACUCUUCUUGCUGCUCGUGCCUUUGGAGCUCCUAGAAUCGUCAUAGUUGAUGUUGAUGAUUGCCGAUUAUCUAUUGCGAAGACCCUUGGUGCAGAUAAGACUGUUAAAGUUUCAACAAGUACUGAGGAUAUAGGUAAAGAAAUGGUACAGAUACAGGAUGCAAUGGGUUCUGGAAUCGAUGUGAGCUUUGAUUGUGUUGGUCUAAACAAAACCAUGUCGACGGCUUUGAUUGCAACUCGUUCAGGUGGGAAAGUUUGCCUCAUUGGACUAGCUCAAAGUGAGAUGACUGCCCCUCUCACCCCUGCUGCUGCAAGAGAGGUCGAUGUAAUUGGCAUAUUCCGGUAUAGGAACACAUGGCCGCUCUGCAUUGAGAUGCUAAAGACCGGUAAGAUCGAUGUCAAGCCAUUAAUAACUCAUAGAUUCGGGUUCUCACAGAAAGAGGUAGAAGAAGCCUUUGCAACUAGUGCUAAAGGUGGCAAUGCCAUUAAGAUUAUGUUUAAUCUAUGAACAGACAACACAAUGAUCUAAGAGGAUCCAUCUAUUCAAAUGUAUUGUUUCUGUUUGUAUAACUUCCAUUCUCCAUAUUUGUAAACUUUAUUUCAGCUAAAAAUAAAUUGACAAAUAAGAUUUUUUA
Molecule: messenger RNA, 1662 nt
Organism: Ziziphus jujuba (common jujube)
Lineage: Eukaryota; Viridiplantae; Streptophyta; Magnoliopsida; Rosales; Rhamnaceae
Product: L-idonate 5-dehydrogenase
Exons: 5
Coding region: 630-1535 (301 amino acids)
Molecular function (GO): zinc ion binding; oxidoreductase activity, acting on the CH-OH group of donors, NAD or NADP as acceptor
Source: RefSeq, a predicted model, not a curated record